AUGUGCCUGGCCACAUCACCCCCUGUAAUUCUUAUUUCUCUCAGCMUGCAGAAUAGCAAAGCGGCGCGCGACGGCCGCUACGUCGCCGCCGUCUACGAGCACGAGGCCGUCCUGAGCCCCAAGCCCGCCGCCCUCGUGGACCGAGCGGCUGCGCUGGCGCUGAUGGCCGCAAACCUGGACGUCUAUGAGCAGCAAGUGGCSGCGGCUGCAGGACAGGGGGCCCAGAUCAUUGUUUUUCCUGAGGACGGGAUCCACGGCUUCAACUUCACCAGAAGAUCUAUUUAUCCCUAUUUAGACCUUUUUCUGCCUGCGCCCUCUGUGGAGUGGAACCCAUGCACAGCGCCACAUUUGUUCAAUGACACAGAGGUCCUUCAGCGGCUAAGCUGCAUGGCCUUGAAAAACAAGAUAUUCCUAGUCGCAAACUUGGGAACUAAGCAGCCCUGCGAGCACGUGGAUCCUCACUGCCCCUCGGACGGGAGGUACCAGUUCAACACCAACGUGGUGUUUGACGACGCCGGCACACUGGUGGCCACGUAUCGCAAGCACAACUUGUACUUUGAGGACGCGUUCGAUGCCCCUCCAGAGGCUGACUAUGUGCUCUUCGAUACCCMUUUUGCUGGCAAGUUUGGCGUCUUCACUUGCUUUGAUAUUCUUUUCUUCGAGCCUGCGGUGAACCUUGUCAGGCAGUACAAGGUGAAACAAGUUGUAUAUCCCACUGCCUGGAUGAACCAGCUGCCGCUGCUCUCUGCUGUAGAAUUCCAACAAGCUUUUGCCACCGCUUUCARCAUCAACAUUUUAGCAGCAAACAUCCAUCACCCAGCCCUGGGCAUGACGGGCAGUGGCAUCUACACCCCAGUCAAAUCCUUCAUCUACCACAACAUGCAAAGCUCUGGUGGCAAACUCAUAGUAGCAGAAAUUCCUGUCAUUACCCCAGAUUACAAAACCAGUUUGGAGAGCAGCAAAAUACUCGGAGGGAAUUUACAUCACUCAUACUCAAUGUUUACAAGCACCUCGAUGGAUGGUCAGGUUUGCUACAAGGAGGGACAAGAGGUCCCCUGCAGAGUAUCACAAAGUGAGGGGUCAUCGCCCUCAUUUUAUGCCGAAAUGAUGUAUGACAAUUUUACUUUUGUUCCUGUCCAGGAAGACAAGGGAGAGCUCCAGGUCUGUGCCAACACGCUCUGCUGUUACGUGCGUUACCAGCGAGCUGCUCCCACGCGGGAGCUGUACGCGCUGGGCGCCUUCGAUGGGCUCCACACCGUGCACGGCACCUACUACGUCCAGGCCUGCGCGCUCGUCAAGUGCGGCGGGCCCCGCUUCAGCUCUUGCGGCCAGGAGGUCACGGAGGCCACUGCCGUGAUGGAUUUCCAGCUCUGGGCAAACAUGAGCACUCCUUAUGUCUUUCCUUUACUGCUCACCUCUGGCGUUACCUUGGACUUUGCUGACCACAUGGGCUGGAAAAACGACCACUAUUUCAUAAGCAAAAACGGGACCUCCUCCGGCCUUCUGACAGCUGCUCUGUAUGGACGAUGGUACGAAAAGGACUAGCAGAGCUAUUGGACUGAUGCGGAAAACAGCCAUGCAGGUUUUCAAGGAAUAUACCUUAAUGUGUAACAGGUAACAGGUUUCUCAUUUGAAGUGAUAACCAAAGCACCUGGUCUGAAAGACUCGACCAUGUGCUGCAUCUUGGACACUUAUGUCCUGGGGGAGCAACAGAACCGCCCUGCAAACAUAAGAGCAGCUCACGUUCUGUAAUAGGAAAAUAUUGUUUCUUACUUUAGCUKAAUUUUCUUAUUGUAAUUUAUAAUCCUCUUGGCUUCCUGUAAUCCUAAUUAAGAUAAUCUUAAAUCUAAUCCGUGGCAACAUUUGCUGAUUCUAGUUCUGCUUUUAUUAUUGAAUUUAGCUGUGAAUUUCAAAGGGUGAAACCAUGCUCUAAUCACGCUGCAUAAACAUUGCAGCCAGUUGUUCCUUUCAUGUUUGCUGAUGACUGCUGAAGAAUUACAUUCCUCUUUUGUUACUCUAAUGAGAAAUACAGAAAUUGUUGUAAUAGGCUCUGCUAAAUCCUAUCAUGUCUCAAACUGAAUGAGGAAGAAAACAAUUAUAGUCUGAGUGGAAAACCAUUAUAAAAUGAAGAAAAAUGGAAG
Molecule: messenger RNA, 2141 nt
Organism: Nothoprocta perdicaria
Lineage: Eukaryota; Metazoa; Chordata; Aves; Tinamiformes; Tinamidae
Gene: BTD
Product: biotinidase
Exons: 4
Coding region: 1-1545 (514 amino acids)
Molecular function (GO): hydrolase activity, acting on carbon-nitrogen (but not peptide) bonds, in linear amides
Source: RefSeq, a predicted model, not a curated record